AUGGCUAAAACGCUAGCACAGGGAAGGAAGCCGGGCUCUGGCAGGAAACCAGGCAAGGGAAAGACGCUCGCCCAGGGCAGGAAACCGGGGUCGGGCCGCAAGCCCGGAAGCAAGGGGCAAGUGACCAAGAAAAGCGCGGCCGCGAACGCGAUGGCGCUCGCAGCAGAGCCUGUGGGGCCCGUGGAACUGUCGCUGUCCGAGUCACCGGGCGCGCCGCAGAUCCAGAAGCUUAACCAGGUCAACCGCCUGCCUUCCGUGCACGACGACUUCACGCACGUGACUGGUGAUCUACGGGCGCACUCUUCACGAAUCCCGUCCAUCGAGAUGUUCCACGCAGGCCGCAUGGCACACAUGGGCGCGACGCCGCCGGCGAGCUCACCACCACCUCCGCCACUCCCAUUACAGCUGCAGCCGUCGAUGUCGUCGUUUCUGCCGCUGCAACCGUGGGCCGCGUCCGCGGCGCCGUCGUCGCUGUUGCCCGGGUUCCCGGCGUUCAUGCCUCCCACCCUUCCACAGCAGCAGCCUGCCACGCGACCUGGCGCAAUGCAGGGCUCAUCGCUGGAUCCGAUGCGUGCCACCAAGCUUUUCGCUACCGAUCGCUUCCAUGGCUCGCCGGACCCAGACUCCCUCUCCUCCUUUGCAUCCAGCUCGCAUUCCAGCCGCGAGUAA
Molecule: messenger RNA, 669 nt
Organism: Lachancea thermotolerans CBS 6340
Lineage: Eukaryota; Fungi; Ascomycota; Saccharomycetes; Saccharomycetales; Saccharomycetaceae
Gene: DAT1
Product: Dat1p
Exons: 1
Coding region: 1-669 (222 amino acids)
Source: RefSeq, a predicted model, not a curated record